This is a messenger RNA of Trachymyrmex cornetzi, 889 nucleotides long. RefSeq names its product high mobility group protein homolog TDP-1. NCBI's taxonomy places the organism in Eukaryota, Metazoa, Arthropoda, Insecta, Hymenoptera, Formicidae. The record is from RefSeq and is a predicted model, not a curated record. The transcript is spliced from 3 exons. Bases 292 to 708 code for a protein of 138 amino acids.
GUUAUUAAUUAGAAGUUUUGUUAAAGUGAAGAUAGAGAAUAAGAUAUGUGUAAUAUUAAAUUAAUUGAACGAAUUGAAAAUGAUUUCCCUUUUGUAAUAUCAAUUCAAGUAAAAUCGUGUUUGUCUUUUGAAAAAACAAUGGACGGUCUUUCUGAUACAAAUGUCAAUGUGACAAUUGUCCCCGGACAAAAUCACCGUGCUGGGACCGGCGUGAAUAAUAAUAAAUAAUAAAUUAUCAAGUAACAUUAAUUAUCGAGACAUUCGCUGACACUUCCGUAAGGUGAAGCGGAAAUGGGAAACGCUAACUUCGCGCAACCUCCCAAGAUUCAUAAAGACCGGAAGGAGGGCGACGCAGAUACCGAUAAAGGUAGACAACCCGCGAACGGAAGCGGUAAAGCCGCCAGCCAAAGUUCACAGGGCCAAAAGGAUGGGCACAAAGUCGGUUCUCGAGCGACAAAUCCUUUCAUUAUUUUCUUUCUGCGACUUCGCAGCAAAAAACCGAAUGAGCAUGUUACCGUGAUAGCGCGAGCUGCGGGCAAAUUGUGGUCCCGGAUGACUCCCGAACAGAGAAAGAAAUAUGUGGAUCUUGCCAACGAAGAGAAGAAACGACGUCAGGAGAGGAAACGAAAGAGAAAACGAUCGUCCACACAUUCGAGAAUCCUUCAAAUGCAAGCUAGAGAUGUGAUCGCAUUCCUAUGUCCAGGAUGAAGUAACAAAGCUUGUAGAGGAUCUAUCUCGCGCAAGGAAGUGAUCUUACGCGCAAUAUGUCGUCGUACGUGGCACCUGGAAACAAUCAAAGAUGCAAUUACGUAUUUUUGAUUUCUUUUUAUUUGUUAGUAGUCUUUUUUAGAUCUAUGUACAAUAAAUAUUGAUGUAUUUUUAUACAUUA